AUGGACAAAGGACUUCACUUUGUGUUCUGUGUGCUUACAACCGUGCUGCUCCUGAGAGAAUCAAGCCACGCAGGAGCGAUGAGGAAUGAUGAUGCUGCGAGUAAGGACACUGACUUGAGGGGACCAGAAGAGAAUCUUCCAACUUUGACUGUCACAACAAUCCUGGAAGAUCCCUACGUCAUGGUGAGAAGGGCAGAGCUGGAGGGAUACUGCAUUGACCUGCUGAAAGCCCUUGCUUCAAUGCUUCACUUCAGCUACAAGGUGAAGGUGGUGGGAGAUGGGAAGUACGGUGCCGUCUCUUCCAAUGGGAGCUGGACAGGGAUGAUUGGAGAGAUUUUGAGACAGGAAGCAGACAUUGCAGUGGCUCCCCUGACAGUCACAUCAGCCAGGGAAGAGGUGGUCUCCUUCACCACGCCAUUCCUGCAGACUGGGAUUGGAAUCUUGCUUCGAAAGGACACCAUGUCACAGGAGAUGUCUUUCUUCCACUUCCUGGCUCCUUUCAGUAAGGAGACCUGGACUGGUCUCCUAUUUGCUUAUGUUCUGACGUGCUUCUGCCUCUUUCUUGUUGCCAGGCUGAGCCCCUGUGAAUGGAACGAGCCCAAGAAUGAAGAGAAUCACUUCACUUUCUUAAACAGCCUCUGGUUUGGAGCGGGAGCUCUCGCACUGCAAGGUGUCACCCCUCGGCCCAAAGCGCUUUCUGUGCGGGUCAUUGCCGCCAUCUGGUGGCUCUUCACCAUAGCCUUGCUGGCUGCCUACAUCGCCAACUUCACCGCGCUGCAGAGCUCCGGCAGCGAGCAGCUCCCAAUCCAGACCUUUGAAGAUCUCGUGAAGCAAAGAAAGCUCGAGUUUGGGACGUUGGACGGCUCCUCCACCUUCUACUUCUUCAAGAACUCCAAGAAUCCCAUCCAUCAGAUGGUCUAUGAAUAUAUGGACAAGAGACGAGACCACGUUUUAGUCAAAACCUACCAGGAAGCAGUUCAACGCGUGAUGGACUCGAACUACGCCUUCAUUGGUGAAUCAAUCUCUCAAGACCUUGCAGCUGCCAGGCACUGCAAUUUGAUCAGAGCCCCUGAAGUUAUUGGAGCCAGAGGAUUUGGCAUUGCCACAGCCCAGGCAUCCUCGUGGACUAAGAAGCUCUCCAUUGCGGUCCUCAAACUGCGCGAAUUGGGUGACCUUGACUACUUGCGUAACAAGUGGUGGGAGACCAGCUGCCUUCACAAAAGCAGAGAGAGAUGGAGCCCUCUGCAGCCCCAAGCCCUCGGCGGACUCUUCCUUACUCUUGCAAUUGGCCUCGCACUGGGAGUGAUUGCAGCUGUGGUGGAGCUGUCGAAUAAGAGCAGACACGCUGCUGGACAUGUCAAGAAGUCUUGUUGCUCCAUUUUCACAGAAGAAAUAUGCACUCGUCUACGUAUAAAAGAAAAUGCAAGACAAAGCCAGGAGACUUCAGGAAGGGCUAAUGCUUAAAAAACAUGUUAAGGAAUGGGCAUGUCUUAGGGUUCUACCAUAUGUAUUUCAUAGGAACUACAUCAUUGUAGAAAGGUAUUUUUCUGCAAGUCUAGAGUGUUAGCUUCCUAAUCACAAACACACAGCACUUCUGGAUUGGUGGUGGAGCUGGAUUCAAAAGAAAACUAAGCAGCUGGGAGGAAUUUAAGUUGAUGAAGGAUGGAGUGCAACUGUUAAAAUCAAGGAAGGUUAAGAUGGGGGAUCACACCUAGAUUUAGUUUAGAAGUUUACUAUGUAAGUGCAUGAAUGCCUGUAGGAGUAACGGACUUGGGAUAGGUUAACGUGAUGCCUCUGUUUACUAAUUACACUGAGGAACAAUCUUGAAAAUUAAAGCUCUCAUCUGACUGUUCUAAUCACGAACAACUGCUUCUUAAAUAUUUUAGUUAUAGACUACUCUUCCCCUCUUCUAGGCAGAUGAUGGUCACUGUGAAGGUAAUUUCUGAAUCAGAAAGGACAGUACUGUUGCAUAAUCCCCCAAAAUGCAGGACUUUACUGCAUUCUCUGCAGUGGCCUAAAAUCCAACAAAGGGGAUGAUGCAAUUAAGGAACUAGAUUUAAGAAAUGUCUGUUUCCCAGCAGAUGUUUCCUAGUUUGUCUUAGUUAACCUGACUGGGAAGUAUUUAGGAAUAACAUAAUUAAAAUCCACCAGCAUGAAAUUUGGAACCAGUCAAUUAAAGGAAGUACAAAUUCACUAGGCAAGGGCGAGUGAGUAAUGGGUAUUUUACAUUAUUCUCUUGCUGUCAAAGAAAAAUUGUUGAACUUCAUGGGGAGGUUACUUCAGUUGCAUACUUAACAGUUUCCUAAUCACGCUGGUUUUCUUUUCAAAGGUGGAAUGACUGAUGCAUGCACAUGCUGGUUUGUAAAUUCACGGUUAAAUGACUGCAUUUAUGUACUGCACAUCUGAUGGGGUGGGAGGGAGCAAAUUCACUUACUUGGAACUGUUUUUUUAACUGUACUGCAUGAACAAAGAGACAAAUUCACAUCAGCUCCAGCAUUAAAUAACUGAAGAAAGCAGACACUAACGUGCCUGUGACGGGGAAAUAGCUGGGUGUUCCUGAAUAAAGCAUUACACAGUCACUUGGAGCAUAGUGUAGACUUUAAACUUCUGAUAGCUGCCCAUAAUUUAGUAUAGGUGCAGCUUGCCACCCCUCAGUGGUAACAAGAACACCAGUGGAAGCAGCAGGAGUUAUGAGUUUGAGUUCUUCAAACUGCUGUAGUGCUGUUCAGUUAUCGGCUAUGUGCUCUCACACCAUGACAGUUCUAUUUUACAUACAGCUUAAGCAAUGGUGGUUAGAUUAGGAGGUGGAUCAGUCCUUCAACCAACUUAACUGCAAAGAGCAUGAAACAGGCUGGGUAAGUUUAAAAGCUGACAUGGAAAAAUACAAUGUCAGAUUCACUUAGCACUUUAAAAACUAUUUGGUAUGUGCCAUGGCAUUGCUGGCAGAG
Molecule: messenger RNA, 2948 nt
Organism: Cygnus atratus (black swan)
Lineage: Eukaryota; Metazoa; Chordata; Aves; Anseriformes; Anatidae
Product: probable glutamate receptor
Exons: 10
Coding region: 1-1464 (487 amino acids)
Biological process (GO): synaptic transmission, glutamatergic; monoatomic ion transport; modulation of chemical synaptic transmission
Cellular component (GO): AMPA glutamate receptor complex; plasma membrane; postsynaptic membrane
Molecular function (GO): AMPA glutamate receptor activity; transmitter-gated monoatomic ion channel activity involved in regulation of postsynaptic membrane potential
Source: RefSeq, a predicted model, not a curated record